AUGGGCAACUGCUGUGAGAGCGCGUCCAACUUCUUUGGGCCCCAGAAGAACACAAACGUUCGUGUCAGCCUGCCUGCCGUCUGCUUCGUCUGGCAGAUUGCUAUGAUUGUGCUGUUUGGGGUCUUCAUCAGGUACGACGAGGAAUCAGAUGCUCACUGGGUAGAGUUAAAAAAGACUGAGAACCUCACAGACCUCCAGAAUGAAUUCUACUUCAGAUAUCCAAGCUUCCAGGAUGUCCACGUCAUGAUCUUUGUUGGCUUUGGUUUCCUCAUGACGUUCCUAAAACGUUACAGCUUCAGUGCUGUGGGCUUUAACUUCCUGAUCGCUGCCUUUGGCCUGCAGUGGGCUCUCCUUAUGCAGGGCUGGUUCCACCACUUCGACUACUCUACUGGAAAAAUCUACAUAGGAAUUGAAAGUUUGAUAAAUGCAGACUUCUGCUGUGCUGCCUCUCUGAUCGCCUAUGGAGCCAUCCUGGGUAAAGUCAGCCCUGUGCAGCUCAUGGUUGUCACCUUGUUUGGUGUCACUCUGUUUGCUGUGGAGGAGUAUAUCAUCCUAGAUCUCCUUCAUUGCAGAGAUUCUGGUGGCGCCAUGGUCAUUCACUGCUUUGGAGGCUACUAUGGUUUGGCCAUAUCCUGGGUGCUUUACCGACCAAAUCUACAUAGAAGUAAACGACUCAAUGGAUCCGUUUACCACUCUGAUCUUUUUGCAAUGAUUGGCACAUUGUUCCUGUGGAUGUUCUGGCCCAGUUUCAAUUCGGCCAUCGCAAACCACGGCGAUGGGCAGCACAGGACUGCAAUGAACACCUACAUCGCUCUGGCUUCUUCUGUGCUCACUACUGUUGCCCUCUCAAGCAUGUCCAAGAAGGAAGGAAAACUGGACAUGGUACAUAUCCAGAAUGCCACUCUGGCAGGUGGUGUUGCCAUGGGAACAGCAGCAGAGUUUAUGAUCACUCCUUACGGUUCGCUCAUUGUGGGAUUUUGCAUCGGCAUCAUCUCUACUUUUGGCUAUUUGUACGUCACGCCUUUCUUAGAGAAGCGAUUGAAGCUGCAGGAUACAUGUGGCAUCCAUAACCUGCAUGCAGUACCAGGCAUGCUCGGUGGCUUCAUAGGUGCCAUCGUUGCAGCAACAGCAAGUGAAUCGGUCUACAGCAAACAGGGGCUGAUCGACACAUUUGGUUUUACUGGAAAGUACGAAAACAGAUCACCGGGAACGCAGGGAGGCUUUCAGGCUGCAGGAGUGUGCGUGGCCAUGGCAUUUGGGCUUGUUGGAGGAGCUAUUGUUGGUUUCAUCCUGAAGUUCCCAAUCUGGGGCGAUGCUGCUGAUGACUACUGCUUUGAUGAUGAAGCCUACUGGGAGCUUCCUGAAGAGGAAGAGACCAUUCCUCCUGUCUUGGAGUACAACAAUCACAUGACACAACAUAAGCACCAGGAAACACCUGAGACAAGCUUCUCUGUGGUAGAAAGCUAA
Molecule: messenger RNA, 1467 nt
Organism: Oryzias latipes (Japanese medaka)
Lineage: Eukaryota; Metazoa; Chordata; Actinopteri; Beloniformes; Adrianichthyidae
Gene: rhcga
Product: Rh family, C glycoprotein a
Biological process (GO): ammonium homeostasis; ammonium transmembrane transport
Cellular component (GO): plasma membrane
Molecular function (GO): ammonium channel activity
Source: RefSeq, marked provisional